AUGGGCAUGAGGGAAUCGCCGCAGCCACCCAUAGACUUUGACAUAGAACCAUCUUCUUCGCAAGCGAGGUCACCGAGCUCAUCGCCGCCCUCGGCCGAGUGGGUCGCCGCUGCCGCCGAGCGCGCCACGUUUGCCAACGCUAUCCUGCCCAUCCUCCGCAACGAGAAGGCCCGGAGCCAGCGCGCCACCCGGCUGGACUGGUUCCGCUCGACCUCACCCCGAGCGGACACCCGCACAGCCUCGCUCCGGUUCAGCCAGACCAUGACCGAUGCCGCCCGGCAGUUUCGGGCCGUCGACGCUCGCGUCCGCCACGAGUUUAAUGAGCUCAGUCUUGGCCUUGCGAAUUCCACCGCGCAUGUCCAGGAGACCCACGCUGCUCUACCCACACUCAAAGAGGAUAUUGCAAACUUGGACAGCGAGACAUCUGGGAUAUGGCUCACAGUGGACGAUCUCCUUGGAGUUCCACAGCCCAUACUCGAACGCUUGAAAGUGGAUGGCGAGUUACGCUGGGCUGAUCGGCGACAGCCUAAUAUCAACGCCGUGAUGAAGAGCGCCGACAGCACGGAGACGCGCCGCAAGAAUGAUGUGCUCCUCAAAGAGAUUGUGCUGCUUUGCCAUCUACUGGCCCUUCUUCUGGGCCCCAAGAGCUGGGCAGAAUAUCGCGAGCCGUACCAGCGCGUCUCCACGGCCAAGGCGCUGCAGUUCGUGCAUACCAUGAAGGACAAUUUAAGCUACUUCUCCGGGAUGAGCUGUCCUACAAGGAGCUCGCUGUCUAGGCUGGCUUUAACGUCGGGACGGCCAAGUUCGCCGAAUCCUUUCCCUUUGCAGGCUGUCUCUCCCGACUCCUCUACCUGUUUGAAGCUCUCUUCUUCCUCAAAUUCGCCACAGUCCAACGUCUACGCCUUGAUCGUCCUGAACGACGACGCACAGGACGCCCGCUUCGACUUGGUCGGGUACCUGUACCUCGACUCUUUUCCGCGCGACCACAGUACGGCCACAAGAGUCACAUUGACAUCCGCAGCACGUUUAUCACGCCCGAAGGCACGCACAACGCAGCUCGGAUCCAACAGCAGCUCCCUCAACAACCUUGUUGCUGGAUAUCUGGAUCGCAAGCCCAGUAGUGUAGUGUGCCAUAUCUGUAAUGAUCAAAUGCUCCAUGAGGCUAUCAAGACUGAAAGGACUCAUGUGCUUGCGGAAAGCCCCCUCUCCGAGAAGCUACGUAGUGAAGAGAGAUGCGAGAAUGCUCUUUUGGAACCGCGCUUUAUCCUGUUCCCAACCAACCUCUGA
This is a messenger RNA of Cordyceps militaris CM01, 1287 nucleotides long. RefSeq lists its product as uncharacterized. Bases 1 to 1287 code for a protein of 428 amino acids. NCBI's taxonomy places the organism in Eukaryota, Fungi, Ascomycota, Sordariomycetes, Hypocreales, Cordycipitaceae. The transcript is spliced from 4 exons. The record is from RefSeq and is a predicted model, not a curated record.